Porites evermanni is the source of this 2237-nucleotide messenger RNA. The record is from the annotation of a GenBank genome assembly. NCBI's taxonomy places the organism in Eukaryota, Metazoa, Cnidaria, Anthozoa, Scleractinia, Poritidae.
CAGGGUGAAAAUAUUGGAAACAAGCUUCUUCUUGAAUAUCCAUGUCCUGCAACAGAACGCUACAAAUUGUUAGUGGUGGGAGAUGACGGAUGUGGGAAAACGAGUCUCCUCAACGCGCUUGUCAAAAGCGACUUUGAUGUAAGUGUUAAUCUGUUUAAUCAAUAUCAUAUUGCGUCUUCUAUAACUCUAAUAGUGCAGUAGAGAUAACGUCGUAUGUACAGUACGUUUUCGCACAUUCAGAACACCAAUCAGGGAGCAAAAAGCAUAAUAAUUUUUUUGGUGAUUUUUGCAGGCAUAGCCAAAAACUUGAAAAAAGUUGAUUCAACCUUUUAAAUUUUCAAUCCAUGCCUAUCACUGGCAUCCGUCGCAACAAACGACAGUAAACAGUUUCAAUUACCGAAUACAAUCUUAAAUAACAAAACUGGGCCAUUGUUUUUGGAAUUCAAUCGAUUCGAAGACAUGUUUCAGCUUCUCUUUUUUCUAAAUGGCGUGAAAUAACCUUUUUGACUCAAGUUUACAAUGACUGUAAAAGUCAAAGCUAGGGUGAACUUGUUUUAACCAUAGGUACCCACCAGAUAGGUGGGUAUAUUAUUUUUGGUCUAUCUGUAGCAAAACCUUGUAUUUUUUGUGAACAGGUUCCCUUUGAGGCGUUUUAAAUAGAAUUAAUUUUUGAUAAAUAUUUAGUCAGAUAAAAAACGCUAUAAUUUAAAGAACUUUUAUUCAUUGCUCUGUGAUUUCAGAACUUCAACACCAAUAAAAGUGUAAGAAAAUUACAAUAAAGUUUUCAUAAAAUUUAAGAGACAAAGCAGCCAGCUGAGGAACUGUAGAAUUUUCUUUUAAGCCGUAUUUACUUUUUGUCCUUUGUAGGCAGAGGAGACGAUAUCUUGCAUUUUUGAUGAGUGUGUGGCAGACGUUAUAACGGAAGGAAGUAGAAUGGAAUUAAUGCUGUGGGAAAUAUCUGGUACGGAACGUAUCCAUAUUGGCCGCCACUAGCCAUCUUCUCAUAGCUGUUAUACUUUCUAGAUUUAGCUUAUUUACUGAACUGAUCUUGCUCCUCGGCUCAUUUUUCUGGUCAUUUGCUCAUUUUGUGAUAAAUUAUUAUAAAUAACUAUUAUAAAUUUUAAAUGACAAAUAAUAAAUAAAUUUUAAAUUAUCAGUUUUAAUUAAUAAUUGGUGUUGCUACAACCAAGAUGAUCACGAACUUGUGAGUCCUGAUUGAUGAUUGGCGAUAUCAUUUGUAUAUUUGUAAUCAUACCAAGUUCAUUAAUACAAUGCCUUUUUUAGGCCUUGAAGACUACGAGAGCAUAAGACGAGAGAUGUACAGAGAUUCUGACGUCAUACUGAUAUGUUUUGACAUCGGCCAUCCCCCGUCUUUACAAAGCGUUGUAAGCAAGGUAUUCUUAAAAUUCUGCUGUUGCUGCAGCCUUUAAUUUCUUUGCUUAGGUGCUUAGUCACCCUUUAUUGAUAUCUUACAGUGGAUGCCAGAAAUAAGUGACGCAUGCCCAGGAGUACCUUACUUACUAAUUGGCUGUAAGAAUGACUUGCGCAGUGAUGCUGCCCUUCAGUAUUAUUUGACUGUACCAGGACAAGAAUCAGAAGAGCGCGACAGUGUAACAAGAGUUCAGGUAUGUUUCAAGGAAUCUUACAUAAGCUUACUGUGCUGGGAACUGAUUUGAGUAAAUGAACAUCUCAUGGCUAAUCCGAAUGUUUCGUUCUUAAGAGGCAAGGCCACAAGCUUUUCUUCAGAUUUGGCAGCUAUGUUGGAGAAUGCCAGCGUGAACUCGACCAGCCGUUCUUUUCUUUGCUGGUUGGUAUGCUUGUUGGCUAACACACAGUGUUCUCCAAUCUGUUAAUUAGUAUAUUGUAGAUUUGUAUAAUUUAUUCUCUCUCCAAGUUAAACAGUGAUUUUUCUUCUGCGUUUACUCCUGAUUCAAUCUUGUUUAACCGGCCUUCCCUUUUGUUUAUAGGCUGUCUCUGUGGCGCAGUCAAUAAUGGCUCGUGAUUAUGUCGAGUGCUGUGCCAAAACGCGGUGGAAUGUGUCGAAAGUGUUCAAGAGUGCUGCGGAAGCUAUUUUGCACAAGGACGACGAAAAAUUAGAAGAGACUAAAUCACAAUCUGUACUUCGGCGGUUUUCGUGGUUUACUCGGAGAUCUUCGGGGUCUGAUAUUACUGACUGUCACACCGUUGUUCGUUCGGUAUCGGGAAAUCGGAGGCUUUCUUUGUUUUCAACCAGCUGA